Molecule: messenger RNA, 3034 nt
Organism: Aethina tumida (small hive beetle)
Lineage: Eukaryota; Metazoa; Arthropoda; Insecta; Coleoptera; Nitidulidae
Gene: Ctf4
Product: WD repeat and HMG-box DNA-binding protein 1
Exons: 14
Coding region: 134-2869 (911 amino acids)
Biological process (GO): DNA repair; mitotic cell cycle; DNA-templated DNA replication
Cellular component (GO): nuclear replication fork
Molecular function (GO): protein binding; chromatin binding
Source: RefSeq, a predicted model, not a curated record
UAUUAAUUAAUAUAAUUUCCUUUCGCAACGCCAUCUCUUCGGUCUGGUGACCUUUUUAAGUUGGUGACCCUUCCCCAAUUCCCGCCCAAAAUCGCGGUUCGAUGUGUUUUUAUUUAUUUUUGAAUGAACAAAAAUGUCCAUGACCCACGAGCCGCUCCGCUAUGCCCACGACGAGGGGCACACCGACGUCUGCUACACGGAGGACGGAAAGAAAUUCAUCACCUGCGGCUCGGACGGCGACAUUCGUAUUUGGUCCACGGCCGACAAUGAGGAUCCGGUGCACAAUUGCAUCGGCGAAUGGGCCCUGAGUGUGAGACAGAAGGGGGACAAGCUCUAUGUGGCAACGGGCAACAAUGACAUACAGAUACUCACACUGCCUGAUGGUGAGCGGGAUGGAGUGUUGGAUAGGUUUACAGCCCCCAUCAAUCACAUUGCCAUUUCUAAAGAUGGAAAACUUAUUGCGCUGGCUGCUGAAGAAAUGCAAGUAAAGUUAAUAAAUAUAGCAAAUGACAGUAAAGAAGUCUCUACCUUAGAUGGUAUGGAGGGUCCGUGUUUAAGUGUGGCUAUUUCACCAGACUCCAAAUACAUUGUGGCAAGUUCUGGUGACAAAAAACUAAGAAUUUGGAAAACAGAAACACUUAAAGUAGUCAAAGAAAUUGACUGUUUCCCUAAAGUAAAUAGUUUUGCCAAUGCCAAAGUUCUUUGCAGGAUUGAUUUUGAACCUGUAAAAGGUAAUGUCCUGGCUUAUCCACUUGAAAACUCAGUUGUAUUGAUUGACAUGAAUGAUUUCUCUCAAAUUACUAUGUUGUCUUGUGAAGAAGUAUCCUCAUUUUAUUCAUUGGUACAGUAUUCACCAUGUGGCAAAUAUAUUAUGGCAACAAGUGAAGAAGGUGAUUUUGUUAUGUUCGAAGUUGAAACAGAAGUAGUAUCCAACAUAAGUAAACAUCCCAAAUCCAUUGCAAUAACUGGUUUGAUGUGGAAUCCUACAGGAAAUGGAGAACUGGUUUAUACUGAUGUGGAGGGCCAAUUGGGAAUAAUUAAAGACUGCAUUGAACAAAAUAACAGCCAUGAAAAAGGAGAGCAAAUGGAAGGAGUUGAAAAUGGGUUUAGUGAGGAUGUUGAUUUUGGAGAUGUCCAAUUUGAGGAUGAUGAUGAGGACAAUGAAAAUGCUAUUUCUGUAGAAAAACUUAAAAAGGAAAUAAUGGGUGAAACUGAACCAGAACUGGCAAAUCUUAAUGAAGAUUCUUCAUCUGCUCCAACACCAAGACCAAGAACACCAGAGGUUCCACUUCAGCCACCAUUCAUGCCUUCCUCAACACCAGAACACUUGGAUCCCAGAUACAUGUGUUGGAAUAAUGUUGGUGUAAUUCGAAGUUACGGCCUGAACGCGGACGACGAGUCCGCUUCCAAGUCUAUUGAAGUGGAAUUCCAUGAUUCCACCUUCCACAACAGUAUGAUGAUGCAGAACUACCAGGAAUACACUAUGGGGUCAGUCAGCACUAGCGCCCUGGCAGUUGCCAAUUCAAGUCAAAUAAAUGUGAUCCCACUAAACGCUAGCACUAAAGAGUGGAUGCUCCGAAUGGAAGACAAUGAAGAGAUUGUACUAAUAGCGACUUCGGAAAAUUUGGUGUGCUUUGGAAUGGCCAACUAUCUUAUAAGGGCUUGUUCCAUUUACGGUACUCAACGAGGAGUUAUAUCAAUUCCUGGACCCCUUGUAUCCAUGGCAGGUUUCAAGAACUUGUUACUUGUAGCCUACCAUUGUGGUGGAGUAAGAAAGGAUGACCAGUGCAUCAACAUUAAAAUUAUCAAAUUUGAAGGCACAUCUGUUGAUAGUAGAGAUAUAGGUUCAGCUCUAGGGCCUGGAGCUACACUCCAGUGGUUGGGAUUUUCCGACAUGGGUACACCUGCCAUGAUGGACUCACUGGGUAUGCUCAGUAUGUUUCCACCUUCAUGUAAUAUAUGGAUACCAUACUGCGACACAACACGACAUCGUAAUGCUCUUUCGGAUGGAUUUUUUGUCACCGCAAUCUUUGAGUCUUAUCAAGCUGUGGGUGGUAUAAAAUGUAAAGGUACUGUGUAUCCUGGAUUCACACCAAGACCUACCAUGUGUGAAUUACCACUAAAACCACCAUAUGCUGAACCUGUAACAGAUAAAAGUGCUAUGGAAAGUCAGUUAUUUGUGUUCUCCACCUUACAAGUGGAAGAUUGUGAUAAAAAGUACAAAGAAACAGCUUUAAAAACAUUUGCUCUUGCCUGUAAAAAUAAUCUGGAUGAGAGGGCGUUAGAGUUUAUGGAAAUUCUGAAUAAUCCACAAAUUCUUACUUUAGGUAUAAAAUAUGCCACCAAACUUGAGAAACGACGUUUGGCCGAAAAACUUAUGAAUUUAGCACAAAGUAUUUCAGACGAUACCGACGAUUUAGCCGAUAUAACACCAAUUUCUACACCAAAUACAAGUGCAUUAAAACCACCAGUGUACAGAAAGCUUAAACUGAGUUCUACUAAAAUUAUACCUAAAAAUAAAGUUUCGUCCAAAGAAGUGUCAACUCCUGUACAAGCAACAGAAAAUUCAGAAAUAUUAACACCAAAUACUUCAGUUAAUACAACUAUCAAUACUCAGGAAUCAGUAUUCAGCACAGAAGAACCAAAGAACCCAUUCCUGAAAAGUCUGAAAAAAAAUACUAAACCUGUGACUCCAAAUCCCUUGAGUCUGACUGAUGCACAUGCAGGUAUUCAUUUUGAAAAGGAGAACAAAACUAAAAGUGUUGAAACUGGAGAAAAAAGAAAAUUGUCCGACUCAUCCGAUUCAGAAAAAACACCAAAGGAAAAACAGCGUAAACUAGACAUGUUUAAGUUCACUAAACGUAACUAACUUCAGUAAUAGUUCUGAAUUAAUUCAGUAUUUAUAAGCGUUUGUAGGAACUGCGUAUGCCUAAAAAUGCUGAAGUAGUUCCGGACUAUUUAUUUUACAUGUGAACUUAUUUUAUUAGUUAUUUAUGUUUGUAUUUUAUUUUUUAAUAAAUAUACUGUUUUUUAA